CAGCGUUGUUGAACAGAGUGUGGAAUACAGUGGACAGUGAAGGAUCAUGGUGGCUAAGAUGGUAUUUCUCUCGAUGUUGGCAGCCCUGUUCGUGUGUGCCAGCGCCACACCGCAGUACAGCAACCAUUACGAACCUAAAGCUCACUACGUUGAGGACUACUACGCACACCCCAAGUACAAGUUCGAGUACGGCGUCCACGACAGCCACACCGGCGACAUCAAAAGCCACAAGGAGGAGCGCGACGGGGAUGUGGUGCACGGCAGCUACGAGCUGGUGGAGGCGGACGGUUCAAAGCGCGUCGUCCACUACACAGCUGACCACCACACUGGCUUUAACGCCGUCGUCCACCGGGAACACAACGUCCAUCCUCAACAUUACGCCAAGCCCAAGUAUGAAUACAAACCUUCAUACCAUCACUACUAAAAAUAUGAUCAAGCAUCAUCUCCAUCCUACACAUAAUGUUUUCACCAUGGCAUUUAAGGCUUUAUAAUCAGCCUCUGGGUUGUAUCUUGAUUGUUAACAAAUUUUACAGUUGCUGUUUUAAGUUACUGUGCUAAAUAA
This is a messenger RNA of Macrosteles quadrilineatus (aster leafhopper), 562 nucleotides long. RefSeq names its product cuticle protein 8-like. The coding region runs from base 47 to 424 and encodes 125 amino acids. Gene Ontology annotation, cellular component: extracellular matrix. The record is from RefSeq and is a predicted model, not a curated record. The transcript is spliced from 2 exons. Lineage: Eukaryota; Metazoa; Arthropoda; Insecta; Hemiptera; Cicadellidae.